Messenger RNA from Spirometra erinaceieuropaei, 813 nucleotides. The record is from the annotation of a GenBank genome assembly. NCBI's taxonomy places the organism in Eukaryota, Metazoa, Platyhelminthes, Cestoda, Diphyllobothriidea, Diphyllobothriidae.
AUGAGGCAGUGCACGCGGAACAAGGACCCAAUACCCCUGCUAAGGACUGCUGAAGGCGAACAUCUCACUGACGACAGGGCGAAGGCUGAUGACCUUUCUGAAUUUUUUUGGUCUGUUUUUAUUAGCAAAACAGGAUUCAACCCUUCGGCCCCUCAAUCCUUCGAAGACACUCCAAUUAUAGAGGCCGUCCAGUUCACCGAGGGUAUGGUUCUGACGGACUUGCUGAGGCUAAAACAAUCCAAAUUAUCAGGUCCCGAUGAGAUUCCAGCGAAGAUUUUGAAGGAACUCGCCGGUGAGUUGUCUAUGCCACUCUCCAUGCUUCUCCAUACAUCCUUCGAUACCGGAUAUCUGUCACCCGACUGGAAGUCGGCGUGGAUUACGCCGCUGUACAAGGGCAGAAGUCGGGUCUCUGCAAACAAUUACAGACCGGUCAGCCUCAUCUCCAUUUGCUGUAAGAUUAUGGAGAAGAUAAUAAAGCAACAACUAAUGCAGUUCCUUGAACAAAACCAUUUGCUUUCCGAUUCUCAGCAUGGAUUCCGAGAAAGCAGAUCAUGUGUGACAAACCUGCUCUACUAUCUGGAACACUGGACUAGGGCUGUUGAUAGAGGAGAUAUGGUGCAUGCCAUCUAUAUCGACUUUAAAAAGGCCUUCGAUAGUGUGCCUCACCACCGCCUUCUAUACAAACUUAGCCGUGCAGGAGUGCGAGGUAAGCUUCUGAUGUGGAUUCGGAGCUUUUUAAUCGGCCGCUCUCAAGCCGUCCACGUCGGUGACCAACAAUCUGCCGAGGUUGCCGUUAAGAGUGGUGUUCCCUAA